Messenger RNA from Sinocyclocheilus rhinocerous, 1582 nucleotides. RefSeq names its product charged multivesicular body protein 6-like. The coding region runs from base 199 to 813 and encodes 204 amino acids. Lineage: Eukaryota; Metazoa; Chordata; Actinopteri; Cypriniformes; Cyprinidae. Gene Ontology annotation, cellular component: ESCRT III complex; multivesicular body. The record is from RefSeq and is a predicted model, not a curated record. Gene Ontology annotation, biological process: vesicle budding from membrane; late endosome to vacuole transport via multivesicular body sorting pathway. The transcript is spliced from 8 exons.
AUGCCAACUGCCGUAAAACUCCAAUGAAGAAGAAGAACUUCCGGUAGGCAGGGUCGCUUGCUGUUUUCUUCCACACCGCUUAGACUUCAGUGGUUCUGUUAUGGACUGACAGAUACGCGGCCUGUGGAAUUAACAUUUUCUCAAUCUUAGAAACACCACCCCUGUCUGGACAGAUAGUGGCGGGGAUGCGGCAUCGACAUGGGAAAUCUUUUCGGGAAAAAGAAAGCAACUCGGGUGACCGAGCAGGACAAAGCUGUGCUGCAACUGAAGCAGCAGAGAGAUAAACUGAAGCAGUAUCAGAAGAAGAUCACGCUUCAGAUGGAGAAAGAGCGACAGCUGGCCAAACAGUUAUUAAAAGAAGGAAAGAAAGAGAAAGCACUCCUACUCCUCAAGAAGAAACGCUACCAGGAACAGUUAUUGGACAAAACUGAAAAUCAGAUAAGCAACCUGGAGCGAAUGGUACAAGAUAUUGAAUUUGCACAAAUAGAGAUGAAAGUCAUUGAAGGACUGAAAGUUGGCAAUGAUUGCCUGAAGAAAAUGCAUGAGAUGCUGUCCAUAGAGGAGGUGGAAAAGAUCAUGGAUGAAACGCAAGAUGCCAUUGAGUAUCAGAAGCAAAUUGAUGAGAUGCUGGCAGGAUCUCUGACCCAGGAGGAUGAGGAGGCUGUGCUAGCAGAGCUGGAGGCCAUCACUCAGGGAGAAGCUGACCUUGAACUUCCUGAGGUGCCUGAAGAAGAACUACCAGAGGUUCCAGAGCAAGAGCCAGUGCGGGAGAAGGUAAAAAAGAAGCCAGAGCGAGAGAUGUUGGCAGUGUAAAUACAAAUCUAUCAUACCUCCAUGUCUGCUCUUGAGCCGUUCCACUGGAGACCACAAGGGCUCAUCCCAAACAAAACUCUGGGGAGUGACUGACAGUCCUCCCCUUCAUACAUGUCGAAGACCUACAACCAUGCCAUUUUUUAAAAUUGUAUAUACACUGCAUAUUGUAUACCAUUUAGUUUAGAUGAUUAUUCUGAAAUACUCUUAACAGUGCCUGGUCUUUCUAAUCACCCUACAGUUUUGUCUGAUCUAUCAUAUAUCAAAAGCGUAUCAUGUCAAUGCCUGUAAAUUUCUAAUGCAUGCAUCACUUUUAUUAUAACAAUCUCGGUUUAAAAUGAUUCCCAAACAUUAGUGUUUUAAAUACACCGUGUUUUGUCAUAAACAACACAAAACUGAAUCAUUUAAAUUAUGAACUCCAGUAUGUCCAGUAUAAACUUUUCAAUGUGCUGAAAGAUGUCAUUAAAAACUACAACUAUGACAAGCCUUGUUUAAGUAGUAAGAACCUGAUUAUAAAUCGAUAAAUAGACAUCAUUGAGGGAAAGUUUACAAAACCACUAGUGUACACUUAUUGAGAGGAAAAUAGUCAAGUCCUUACUGCAUUAUGCUGCACAUAAACUGUUUUGUUUUUAUGCAGCAUACAUAAGAUACAAGGACAUGAGCUAUACAAGCAAAACUAAUGACAUUGGAACCCUAAAUAUUGUUUUUCUGUCAUAGUUUAGUUUGUGACUAAUGCACUGAUUUAUUUGAACUUGAGGUCUUAUCAAUUUUU